Messenger RNA from Emys orbicularis (European pond turtle), 918 nucleotides. RefSeq names its product ADP-ribosyl cyclase/cyclic ADP-ribose hydrolase 1-like. The record is from RefSeq and is a predicted model, not a curated record. Lineage: Eukaryota; Metazoa; Chordata; Testudines; Emydidae. Gene Ontology annotation, cellular component: plasma membrane. Gene Ontology annotation, biological process: positive regulation of B cell proliferation. Gene Ontology annotation, molecular function: NAD+ nucleosidase activity; phosphorus-oxygen lyase activity. The coding region runs from base 1 to 918 and encodes 305 amino acids. The transcript has 8 exons.
AUGCCCUUGCAAAACAGGUCCUCCAGGACACGGCAGCAUACCGUCCUUUUAGUGGUCAUCAUGGUCCUGAUAGUGACAAUUGUUGCUGUGCUAGCUGCUGUGCUGCUGGCAAAUGGAAUGAAAGAGACUAGCAUGGAGCUGCUACAGUGGAAAGGCAGAGGGACCACUAAAAAUCUGCAAGAAGUCAUCCUCGGGAGGUGUUAUAAUUACAUCACAACAGUGAACCCUGAGCUGAGAGACAAAGAUUGCCAAAAAAUAUGGGAAAAAAUGCAAAAGGCGUUUAUUUACAAGAACCCAUGUAAUAUUACAAUAGAAGAUUAUCAGCCGUUACUGGAUUUGGCGAGUCAUCCUAUCCCCUGUAACAAGUCAUUAUUUUGGAGCAAGACAAAUGACCUUGUUCAUCGUUAUACAAAAACCAAUCACAAUUUCCUCACUCUGGAGGACACCUUGCUGGGCUAUAUGGCUGACGGAGUCUCAUGGUGUGGAAACCCUUCUAGUCCAGGAAUUAACUAUGAAUCUUGUCCAAAAUGGAGUGAAUGCGAGAGCAACCCUAGUUCUGUGUACUGGAAAAUGGCAUCCAAGAUGUUUGCAGAAGAAGCAUGUGGUGUGGUUCAGGUGAUGCUCAAUGGAUCAAUAGAAGCUGGAGCAUUCAGAAGUAACAGCAUUUUUGGAAGUGUUGAGAUCUUAAACUUAGACCCAGACAAAGUUUCUACAGUGCAGAUUUGGCUUAUGCAGAACAUCGGUGGACCUCCAAGUGAGUCCUGCACGGGUCGCUCCAUAACAAGGUUAAAAAGCAUCUUAGAGGAACGAAACUUGCAUGUCUCCUGUGAGGACAAUUAUAGGCCAGUUCAGCUGCUUCAGUGUGCAAGUGAUCCUGACCAUGCAGACUGCAGACUUUGCACCAACAGUGUACAGUGA